ACCGGGCACCGGCACCCCCUGGGGGUCCCCAGCCAGGAACGCGAUCCCCCCCCCACACCCCAUCCCGAUGUAUUUUCUUUCUUGGCAUCCUGCCGGGAAGGGGCUGCCGGGGCGGAGCAGCGACCGUCGGGGCGGUUGAUGAGCUCCAGCUGGGCAGCUCGGACACCUGUGUCCCAUUUGAACAUCCGACAGGAGAUGAGCGACUUCCCGGGACGCGGGAUUGGGAGUGAAAAGAGGGGAAAAAAAACAAACAAAAAAACCCAACAAACAAAACCAACACCGCAGCAAAAAAACACCCAGAUACCCCCCCAAAAGCAGCUGCCAAAUCCAUCCUGCGUGAGGGGUGAAGCUGCCUGGUUGUGGGGACCCAGAGCUGCCCAAUCUGGGCAGGAAAAACUUCCCUGUGCUGUGGCCGAGGGGGCUCAGCACCAGCAGGGCGAGGGGGCACCAUCCUGGUGCCUCCCCAGGUCUGGUGACAGCGACUUCCCCCCAAAAAAAUCUGUCCCCAGGGGCCACCGUGCCUACCUGAGCAGUGCACCCCACUAUGACUUCCCCCGGUACCGGCAGCUGGUGCACGAGAUCACGGUGGCCUUUGACGGCAUCUCCCGGGAGGUGCUGAGCAUCACCGGGCGCCUGCGGAGCCAACUGGCCCGGCCCGACCUGGCCCAGCACCUCGACCGCCUCCAGGACCGGGAGCAGGAGAAGCUCCAGCUGACGGCGCAGCUCCAGCUGGCCCGGCAGCAGGCGCAGGACCAGCCCCACGUGGACGCCCAUCAGCAGGAGGUGCAGGAGCUCAAGCACAAGCUAAUUAAAACCAUUGAGGCAAUCAGCGAAAUUCUCCAGGACCUCAAGUACGAUUCGGAAGAAGUCGAGUGAUGGGCGUCCCCGUGGGAACGGCUGGAGGGGCCGUGGGGUGGAAGGGGGGCCCUGCUCAUCCCCCUGCCCCCACCGCACCACCUCGGCAAGGUGGGCGCCAUCCCCCCGACCCCUUUUGUUGGGCAUGGGUUGGAAGGGGUGGAGAACCCCCCCUGGGAGCAGUGGGGUGCCCCCAAAUCCUGAACAGUCCCACUGUGGGGCUGGUCCCCUUUCCUCGCUCUGCCAGGGAUUUGUCCCAGGAAAACCACAACCCCCCAUGCCAAGCGGGGUGCCUUGGUUUGACCCCCCCGGGUUGGGAUGGGCACUGCCUUUGCUGCCAGCUGGAGCCCCACGAGUAGCAACCCCCCCCAAACCAUCUGUGCUCCGCAACAGCUCCAGCUCCGCAACAGCUCCACCCCACAAGUGCCCUUUUUCUGGUCAUCCAAAAUAAACCUGUCCCCUCCCAA
Molecule: messenger RNA, 1322 nt
Organism: Apus apus (common swift)
Lineage: Eukaryota; Metazoa; Chordata; Aves; Apodiformes; Apodidae
Gene: REX1BD
Product: required for excision 1-B domain containing
Exons: 3
Coding region: 139-876 (245 amino acids)
Source: RefSeq, a predicted model, not a curated record